AUGUCCAUAAACGAGGAUGAUGUGAAGAAUGAUUCUGAUAAUGAUUUGGGUGAUGAUUUCGAUUAUCAACCAAAUGCAGAAGACGAUGCUGAAGACGACGAUGUGGAUUCGUUGGAUUCUACUAGCAAGAGUGAAGAAGUUUGUGGUGUAAAAAGAAUAGCAGAUUUAAUGGUGGAGGAUAUUUGGAACCUGGAGUUUAGGACAGAAGAUGAGGUCUGCCAGUUUUAUAACGCUUAUUCUUGUUGGCAUGGAUUUGUAACGAGGAAGGACGACGUGGUUAGGGAUAAUCAAGGUAGAAUCAUUAGCAGGCAACUUGUUUGCAACAAAGACAGGUGGAGGAAUGUGAGGUAUCUUGAUCAGGAUGAUAGAUCAAGGGAGGCAAGGUCACUAAUGCGAACCAAGUGUCCAGCUCAGCUUAGGGUAAAGCUUGACUAUGGAUGCAGUAGAUGGAAGGUAUCAUCUUUUGUGGAAUCUCACAACCGCAAUCUGACGCCACCCCAAUUUGCGCAUCUGGUUCCGGCCAAUCGUCAUCUCACUGUCACUGAUAAAGUCCAAGUGAAAAAUCUCCAUAAUUUUGGUGUCAAGACAUGCCAUAUUAUGGGGUAUAUUGCGUUCCAGAAGGGUGGAUAUCGUCAUGCUGGCUUCACACGCAAAGAUUUGUACAACCACAUUGAUCGUUAUCGUCGGUCGAAAGUUAAAAACGGGGAUGCCAAUGCGGCAAUAAACUAUUUGAUUGGCAAGUCAAACAAUGAUCCGCUGUUCUUUGGAAAGUAUACGUUUACUAGUGACGAAAGGCUCGAGCAUAUUUUUUGGGCAGAUGGGCAAUCAAUUGUCGACUAUCACUGCUUUGGAGAUAUUGUUGCCUUUUAUUCAACCUACAAGAAGAAUAAAUACCCUUUGGUUAUUUUCUUCGGAUGCAAUCAUCACGGGCAGACUGUUAUCUUAGGCUCCGGCCUACUAUCCGACGAAACAACAGAGACGUAUAAGUGGUUGUUGGAAACCUUUGUUGAAGCGAUGGGUGGGAAACGUCCUAAAGCAGUAAUAACUGACAGAGACCUUGCCAUGCGAGAUGCAAUCAAGAAUGUUCUUUCUGAUGCGACCCAUCGGUUAUGCGAAUGGCAUCUGCAGAGAAAUGCAUGUGAAAAUAUAAAGAAUCCUAAUUUCCUGCGCGAUUUUAAGAGUCUUAUAUACGACAACAACGACCAAAGAAACUUUGAUCGGAUAUGGGCAGCCAUUUUCGAUAAGCACAACCUUGUUGGGAGUACAUGGAUGGAAAAGACGUACGAAACUCGUUUGAUGUGGUCUCAUUGUUUCCUCCGGGAUAAGUUUUUUGGUUACAUAAGGACGACAUCACAUUGCGAAGGUAUAAAUUCUCUCAUUAGAUUUUAUGUUAAUCGCAAGAACACCCUCAUUGACUUCAUGCAUAACCUGGACAGGGCCUUAAAGGAGUAUAGAAACAAUGAAUUAAUCGCUGACUUUAAGUCUCAGUGCUCAGAGCCAGUGAUGAUUACCUCGUUGGAGGUAUAUGAAAGAUCUGCAUCAUGUUAUUUCACUCGAAACAUUUUCAAGGAAAUUCGUAAUGAGAUUCAGAGGGCAGGGGCUUUGAAUAUCAAGGUACUAAGCACAACCUUGGACAAGGUCGAGUUCAGUGUGACUGCUCUCGGAGAUCCGGCCAAAGAUCGAAGGGUGGAAGUCGAUAGAAGUAUAAAUCUUUUCUCGUGCUCGUGCAAGCUGUUUGAAUCACGUGGUAUUCCUUGUAGUCAUGUCUUCUGUGCCAUGAAGUUCGAAAACAUACUUGAGUUUCCUGAUUCGUUGAUCUACAAAAGGUGGACAAAGAAUGCAAAGAACGAAUUUAUUAACACAUAA
Messenger RNA from Arachis stenosperma, 1866 nucleotides. Its product is annotated as protein FAR1-RELATED SEQUENCE 5-like. The transcript has a single exon. Lineage: Eukaryota; Viridiplantae; Streptophyta; Magnoliopsida; Fabales; Fabaceae. Gene Ontology annotation, molecular function: zinc ion binding. The record is from RefSeq and is a predicted model, not a curated record. Bases 1 to 1866 code for a protein of 621 amino acids.